AUGUCCGGGAGCGCAGGGAUUCAGCAGGGCUCCCCGGCCAUCGGUGCAGCGGGAUCGGCGCCUGCGGCUCCGGGAGCCGGGGGAACGGAGGGUUCGGGCGCCACGGUAGGUUCGGCACGAAUCGCCGUGAAGAAGGCGCAGCUCCGCUCCUCCCCGCGCCCGAAAAAACUGGAGAAGCUCGGAGUUUAUUCAUCUUGCAAGGUAGUUUUAAGUCGUCCAUUAUUACAUUAUUUAGCAAUUCUACAUUUUGUAAUGUUUUGCAAGUGGAUUGUGUAUCAGAUGCUUAUUGGUUUGCAGUGCUACCAAAAUGCAAGCGCAGCAAAGGAAGCCAUUGCUGCGCUUGCAUUUUUCAUAUCCCUCAUGCUCUAGUUAUGCAAAAUGAUCCUAUUGGAAAUAAACAUCAGGAAAAAAACCGGCUGAAUGAUCAGUCCUGGCGCUCCUAUAUUUACUAUUACAAUGUAAAAAUAUUUAUUUCUAGGCGGGAGUGGACUGUAAACAUUCUCUUGGCUCUUUGACAAAUUCAGGUUAGCGAGCAUAAUGCCUUGGUGAGUAAUGCCUCAAGCAAGGGGAGUGUACGGGGCGUAAUUCACCCCACUGGAAUAGUGACAGUGUAUUUUUGCGGUCUGUCAGCGCACCGUGGUAAAUAGAAAGUAUUUAUUGCAGUUAUAUAUCAUCUGCAGGGAGAGAGAGUGUCUUUGUUUUGACAGGGUGACAGCUGCUGGGUGCAGAGUUUGUUGUUGUGCCUUGGCUCAUGUCCCUGUGCACAGCUCGGCUCCAGCUAAGAGUUGUAGUGAGAGAGAGGGCAGUCCCACCAGGCAUUGCCUCGCUAUGCCACUUUGUAGCCAAGCUGUCUGUCUUUGUCAACUUGUGCAUAUAUCAGAGAAGUUCAAUGGGAUUUUUCCUAUUACAUUAUGUUUCUAAACAUGUGUGUGUGUAUGUGUGUUUCUAACCCUUGCAACCCUGUGCUGUAGGCUGAGGGGGCCUGUAAGUGUAACAGCUGGAAGAGCCAGAACCCCCCUCCCACACCACCCAGUACGGACCAGCAGCCCAACACUGUCAACCUUCAGGAGCCCUGCCGUAGCUGCUCUCACACACUGGGUAAGACUACGGGGACAGAGGGUUGAGGGAGAGGGUUGAGAGAGGAGACGUUAGGAGGGGUUGCCCUGUGUACCUGAGGGGGAGAGAGGGUCAGAGGGGGGACAUGGGGAUGCGGUGCCACUGCCACGUGUACCAGAGGAAGAGGGGGGGGGGGACAGAGAGCAUGCAGUGUGCCCUGAAGGCAGGCAGGCAGGCAGGAGAGUGAGAUGUGGGUGUAAGGGCAUGAUAUAGGCAGGUGGAAUGUUCUAGAAAUCCAGGUAAUAAGGAGGUAACAGGUUUUCAGGGGCACAUUGGUCAUCAAAACAAAAGUCUGCCUUCUCUCUCUCGCUCUCUCAUUCUCUCACUGUCUCUCCUUUUCAGGUGAUCAUGUGACCCACCUGGAAAACGUCUCAGAGGAGGAGAUGAACAGGCUUCUGGGUAUUGCCCUGGACGUGGAGUAUCUGAACACAUGUGUCCACAAAGAGGAGGACGCUGACACCAAACAAGUCUACUUCUCCCUCUUCAAGGUAGGCCACAGCUCAACAUGUCAACAACACAUUACUUUCAGUGCAUCAAUUUCCUUCUUCUUCUUCUUCUUCUUCUUUCUUCUUCUUCUUCUUCUUCUUCUUCUUCUUCUUCUUCUUCUUCUUCUUCUUCUUCUUCAGCUGUUGAGGAAAUGCAUCCUACAGAUGGGCAAACCUGUGGUGGAGGCACAGGAGAGUCCUCCGUUUGAGAAACCUAGCAUCGAACAGGCAAGUGUACACACACAAGCCUAGCAGAAAAAUAAAAAUUCAGAUCACACUUACACAAGAUGUACACAUUAUAUUUUGUUUACAUGAUCUCUGUGUCACUUCAACAGGGGGUGAAUAACUUUGUCCAGUACAAGUUCAGCCAUCUUCCCUCCAAGGAGCGUCAGACCAUCGUGGAGCUGGCCAAGAUGUUCCUCAACCAGAUCAACUACUGGCAGCUGGAGACACCCUCACAGAGACGACAGCGGGCGCCUGCUGAUGAUGCCGCCGGGUACAAAGUCAACUACACCAGGUAGCAGGAGCCCUUUGAUGAUACGAUUGCAACUUCUGGCAGGCGCGCUUUGAUGAUGCGUUCACAGUAAUGACAUGUUUAUUCCUAAUGCACUGACCACACUGUGGGCUGGCUUAAAGUUCUUAAUGCUUACAUGCUGACUACACCAGGCACGCCAUCCAACACAUGUAGAUUUUGUCCAUCCACACCAGACGUGAUCAGGACACUCAGGUUUAAAUAUCAAAACGAACCAACUAUAUUAAUUUGGGGAAAGGUCGAAACACAUAUGAAAGAUUCAUGGACAUUUAGCUAGCUAGCUUGCUGUUGCUAGGUAAUUUGUCCUGGGAUAUAAACAUUGUGUUGUUGUUUUAUCUAAAAUGUACUAUGUCCUUUUUUUUCUGGAUCUUUGUAGAAUUUUGACCCAUUUUGAGUCACACAAAAUUAUGUGUUCACUACUUUGACAAUUAGUCCACAGAUAAAAGGGGAAACCUAGUUUGUUUCUAGUAAUCUUUUCUUCUCCUUCUUUUGUGGAUUUUAUAUGGUGGUUGGCAACCAAUUUUAAGGGGUAUUAACGCAACCAACUGGACUGGAGUGUGGACCUAGUUCAUCUUUCAAUCACCAACGUGGGUAUAUGCACCUAAAAACCAAUGACGAGAUGGGAGAGGUGGGACUUGAAGCGCGUCAAGCAUCUAAAAUAGAACCAAGUUCAACAGAUUCUAUUUUAGCGCCUGGCUACGCAGAUGCUCGUUGACGCGCGCAAGCAGUUUGGAUUAAAUGAUUGAAUAAUAUGUAUGUAUACAUUUAUUUAGCAAUGCUUGCGCACGCAACGCAGGUGGUGUGGUCAGCAUGUUAUGGGGGGUGCCCAGUGUUUUCUCAAACACUUAAACAUAGGGUAGCCAUAACUUGGUACCAACAGAUACACUGUCCUCCUAGAGUUGAUGAAUUUUCUCUUCAUACCAAUAGAUGAUGCGUACAUUUCAUGCAAAUUCUAUCACCAUUAUAUAACCUAGAAUCAAACCCACAUUUUUGUGGUGUGUUUUCCCCCAGAUGGCUGUGCUACUGCAACGUCCCCCAGUUCUGUGACAGUCUGCCGCGGUACGAGACGACCCAGAUCUUUGGUCGGACCCUGCUGCGCUCCGUCUUCACUGUAAUGAGGAAACAGCUACUAGAGCAGGCCAGGCAGGAGAAGGAUAAGCUACCCCCAGAGAAACGCACUCUCAUCCUCACACACUUCCCCAAGUAAGACACACACACACGUACACACGCAUGAGGUAGAGGAGGAUUCCUAGUCUGUGUCUACAGUAGGUGUGAUGAUGAUAUCUGUGUGCCAUAGAUUCCUGUCCAUGUUAGAGGAGGAGGUGUACAGUCACAGCUCUCCCAUCUGGAGUGAAGACUUCCUGGCUGGAUCCUCAGGAGGACCGAUCCCCAUCCAUACAGGUAAAACACACCUGACCUUUAGCCAGCUUGUCCAACACAAUCUCACUUAGAGUUUUACCUUGCUUCAAAAAGUUGAAGUUGGGAAAGUUGUGAUGUGAUUGAUAUGAUGAAUGCUACUCUCCAUUGCUAAAGUAAUCUGAUGAGCUCACCUGUGUAUAAUGACAGUGAUCAGUGCGCCCCCGGUGGCCAGGCCUCUGUACUACAGCACCAGCCCAGUAGCAGUGGACCCAUCCAGCUGUGGCAGUGUCAGUCCUGCCAGGAAGACCGCCUCUGCUCUGGAACCCAGUCCAGGUAAACACAACAGGUUCUACGCACAGAUCUAGGAUCAGCUUAGCCUCCACAAAUUUUAAUCUUAACCAUUAGGGGUCAAAUCUCUCUUUAGAUCAGUUUCUAGGGGCAACUUGACAUAUGAUAUACCUGUGUAGGUGGGCAGAAGCGGAAGCCAUCAGAGCCCCUCCCCCAUGAGGAGACUAAGAAGCUCAGGAUUGUUGGGGACAUCCCCAUGGAACUCAUCAACGAAGUCAUGGCAACCAUCACCGACCCUGCCUCCAUGCUGGGACCAGAGGUAACAUCAAACUCUAUUCAAUCAGAUCCGCUUUAGUUGACAUCCUUAUAGCGGUUGUUUUGGCGGUGUCUGAGGAGAACUGUGUUAGAGCUGUCAAAUCCACAGGUGGCUCCUGGCAUUAUACCUAAAGCAGACAUUGCCAUUGGCUGCACGGAGUCGCAUUAAGAGAAAUCCCAUGCAGCCUUGUUUGCAAGUUUGACCACUGGAAUGCACAAGAGGCUGCUGAGGGGAGGACAGCUCAUAAUAAUGUCCGGAACAGAGCAAAUGGAAUGGCAUCAAACACCUGGAAACCAUGUGUUUGAUGUAUUUAAUACCAUUCCACAAAUUCCACUCCAGUUAUUACCACGAGCCCGUUCUCCCCAAUUAAGGUGCCACCAACCUUCUGUGCUGUAAUGUGAGAUGUAAUAUACACCUGAUUAGGAUGAUUGAAAUCCUAAUUAUUUUGUUUAAUGAUUUUUCAAUUUGAGAGUAAUUAUUUCUAUAUAGCCUACACUUUCUCGUUCUGAACUUCUAACUCGAGUGGGGUCGGUGUGGCUUUGUGACAAUGAUCGCAAGAGCAGCUGCUCACUGAUAUGACGGCUCCAACGCAGUUUCACCUCCAACACCACCAAAACAUCCGCUAUGCGGCUGUCUGUUAUCACCGGUUAACACUUGAUCUGAUUGUAUCUAGGCCUCAAUCAGUCCAAUAUGUAGUCAUCAAUACUUCCAUCACUUGAGUCCAACACAUAUCAUCAAUACUUCCUUUACUUCAGUCCAACACUUAGUCAACAAUACUUUAAUCACUUAACACUCUCUAUUCCAUCUCAGUUAAAAAGUUAGUGGAUAUUAGAUUGUAUGUUUGACUUGCAGUUUAGAACCCCCCAGUAAGUCAAUGUUUUAGAGGCAGUAUUGAGGUUUGAAGGUGAUGAUGAUGGUGAAGCUACUGCUGCUGCUGACGAUAAUGAUGAUGAUGGGACAAAUAUAAGGACACUGCUAAAUCAAAAUGAGUGCUGUAAUAGGACUUGAUGAUGAUGAUGAGGAAGGCUGACGUCAUCCCCCUCCCCCUCCCCACCCCCAGACCAGUCUGCUGUCGGCCCACUCAGCCCGUGAUGAGGCGGCCCGCCUGGAGGAGAGGAGGGGGGUGAUAGAGUUCCAUGUCAUUGGGAACUCCCUCAACCAGAAGCCCAACAAGAGGAUCCUCAUGUGGCUGGUGGGCCUCCAGAAUGUCUUCUCUCACCAGCUGCCUCGCAUGCCCAAAGAGUACAUUACACGCCUCGUCUUCGACCCGUGAGUGUUACCAUAGAGUUCUACCCUGACUGACUGACCACCAUAGAGAAAAAUAUUCCCAACUUUGUAGCACAAAUGAGUAGGUGUGUCCAAACUUUUGACUGUCAAAAGUUUGGACACACCUACUCAUUCCAGGGUUUUUCUUUAUUUUUACUAUUUUCUACAUUGUAGAAUAAUAGUGACGACAUCAAAACUAUGAAAUAACACAUGGAAUCAUGUCGUAACCAAAAAAGUGUUUAACAAAUCUAAAUAUAUUUUAUAUUUGAGAUUCUUCAAAGUAGCCAUCCUUUGCCUUGAAGACAGCUUUGCACACUCUUGGCAUUCUCUCAACCAGCUUCAUGAGGUAGUCACCUGGAAUGCAUUUCAAUUAUUAGGUGUGCCUUGUUAAAAAUUAAUUUGUGGAAUUUCUUUCCUUCUUAAUGCGUUUGAGCCAAUCAGUUGUGUUGUGACAAGGUAGGGGGGGUAUACAGAAGAUAGCCCUAUUUGGUAAAAGACCAAGUCCAUAUUAUGGCAAGACAGCUCAAAUAAGCAAAGAGAAACGACAGUCCAUCAUUACUUUAAGACAUGUGGGUCAGUCAAUCUGGAAAAUGUCAAGAACUUUGAAAGUUUCUUCAAGCGCAGUCGCAAAAACCAUCAAGCGCUAUGAUGAAACUGGCUCUCAUGAGGGCCACCACAGGAAAGGAAGAGUUACCUCUGCUGCAGAGGAUAAGUUCAUUAGAAUUAACUGCACCUCAGAUUGCAGCCCAAAUAAAUGCUUCACAGAGUUCAAGUAACAGACACAUCUCAACAUCAACUGUUCAGAGGAGACUGUGUGAAUCAGGCCUUCAUGGUUGAAUUGCUGCAUAGAAACCACUACUAAAGGACACCAAUAAUAAGAAGAGACCUGCUUGGACCAAGAACAAUGAGCAAUGGACAUUAGACCGGUGGAAAUCUGUCCUUUGGUCUGGAGUCCAAAUUUGAGAUUUUUGGUUCCAACCGCCGUGUCUUUGUGAGACGCAGAGUAGGUGAACGUAUAAUCUCCGCAUGUGUGUUUCCCACCGUGAAGCAUGGAGGAGGAGGUGUGAUGGUGUGGGGGUGCUUUGCUGGUGACACUGUCAGUGAUUUAUUUAGAAUUCAAGGCACACUUAACCAGCAUGGCUACCGCAGCAUUCUGCAGCAAUACGCCAUCCCAUCUGGUUUGCGUUUAGUGGGAAUUUUAUUAGUUUUUCAACAGGACAAUGACCCAAAACACACCUCCAGGCUGUAUAAGGGCUAUUUGACCAAGAAGGAGAGUGAUGGAGUGCUGCAUCAGAUGACCUGGCCUCCACAAACCCCCAACCUUUAAAACAAUUUUUUUUUUUAAUUUCACCUUUAUUUAACCAGGUAAGCCAGUUGAGAACAAGUUCUCAUUUACAACUGCGACCUGGCCAAGAUAAAGCAAAGCAGUGCAAUAAAAACAACAACAACACAGAGUUACAUAUGGGAUAAACAAACAUACAGUCAAAAACACAAUAGAGAAACACAAUAGAAAAUAUAUAUACAGUGUGUGCAAAUGUAGUAAGUUAUGGAGGUAAGGCAAUAAAAUAGGCCAUAGUGCAAAAUAAUAACAAUUUAGUAUUAACACUGGAGUGAUAGAUGUGCAGAAGAUGAUGUGCAAAUAGAGAUACUGGGGUGCAAAUGAGCAAAAUAAAUAACAAUAUGGGGAUGAUGUAGUUGGAUGGGCUAAUUACAGAUGGGCUUUGUACAGGUGCAGUGAUCGGUAAGCUGCUCUGACAACUGAUGCUUAAAGUUAGUGAGGGAGAUAAGAGUCUCCAGCUUCAGAGAUUUUUGCAUUUCGUUCCAGUCUUUGGCAGCAGAGAACUGGAAGGAAUGGCGGCCAAAGGAGGUGUUGGCUUUGGGGAUGACUAGUGCGAUAUACCUGCUGGAACGAAUACUACGGGUGGGUGUUGCUAUGGUGACCAAUGAGCUAAGAUAAGGCGGGGAUUUGCCUAGCAGUGAUUUAUAGAUGACCUGGAGCCAGUGGGUUUGGCGACGAAUAUGUAGUGAGGGCCAGCCAACGAGAGCGUACAGGUCACAAUGGUGGGUAGUAUAUGGGGCUUUGGUGACAAAACUGAUGGAACUGUGAUAGACUACAUCCAAUUUGCUGAGUAGAGUGUUGGAGGCUAUUUUGUAAAUGACAUCGCCGAAGUCAAGGAUCGGUAGGAUAGUCAGUUUUACGAGGGCAUGUUUGGCAGCAUGAGUGAAGGAGGCUUUGUUGCGAAAUUGAAAGCCAAUUCUAGAUUUAACUUUGGAUUGGAGAUGCUUAAUGUGAGUCUGGAAGGAGAGUUUACGGUCUAACCAGACACCUAGGUAUUUGUAGUUGUCCACAUAUUCUAAGUCAGACCCGCCGAGAGUAGUGAUUCUUGUCGGGCGGGCGGGUGCAAGCAGUGUUCGAUUGAAGAACAUGCAUUUAGUUUUACUAGCAUUUAAGAGCAGUUGGAGGCUACAGAAGGAGUGUUGUAUGGCAUUGAAGCUCGUUUGGAGGUUUGUUAACACAGUGUCCAAUGAAGAUGUAUACAAAAUGGUGUCGUCUGCGUAGAGGUGGAUCUGAGAGUCACCAGCAGCAAGAGCGACAUCAUUGAUAUACACAGAGAAUAGAGUCGGCCCGAGAAUUGAACCCUGUGGCACCCCCAUAGAGACUGCCAGAGGUCCAGACAACAGGCCCUCCAAUUUGACACAUUGAACUCUAUCUGAGAAGUAGUUGGUGAUCCAGGCGAGGCAGUCAUUUGAGAAACCAAGGCUAUUUAGUCUGCCAAUAAGAAUGCGGUGGUUGACAGAGUCGAAAGCCUUGGCCAGGUUGAUGAAGACGGCUACACAGUACUGUCUUUUAUCGAUCGCGGUUAUAAUAUCGUUUAGGACCUUGAGCGUAGCUGAGGUGCACCCAUGACCAGCUCGGAAACCAGAUUGCAUAGCGGAGAAGGUACGGUGGGAUUCGAAAUAGUCGGUGAUCUGUUUGUUAACUUGGCUUUCAAAUACUUUCAAAAGGUAGGGCAGGAUGGAUAUAGGUUUCAGACGAUUCGAAAGAGAGGUUGAAAAGGCUAGUAAUAGGGGUUGCGACAAUUUCGGCGGCUAAUUUUAGAAAGAAAGGGUCCAGAUUGUCUAGCCCAGCUGAUUUAUAGGGGUGCAGAUUUUGCAGCUCUUUCAGAACAUCAGUUGUCUGAAUUUGGGUGAAGGAGAAGCGGGGGGACAUGGACAAGUUGCAGCAGAGGGUGCAGAGCUGGUGGCCGGGGUAGGGGUAGCCAGGUGGAAAGCAUGGCCAGCCGUAGCAAAAUGCUUGUUGAAAAUCUCGAUUAUCAUAGAUUUAUCGGUGGUGACAGUGUUUCCUAGCCUCAGUGCAGUGGGCAGCUGGGAGGAGGUGCUCUUAUUCUCCAUGGACUUUACAGUGUCCCAAAACUUUUUGGAGUUAGUGCUACAGGAUGCACAUUUCUGCUUGAAAAAGCUAGCCUUUGCUUUCCUAACUGAUUGUGUAUAUUGGUUCCUGACUUCCCUGAAAAGUUGCAUAUCGCAGGGGCUGUUCGAUGCUAAUGCAGUACGCCACAGGAUGUUUUUGUGCUGGUCAAGGGCAGUCAAGUCUGGGGUGAACCAGGGGGUAUAUCUGUUCUUAGUUCUGAAUUUUUUGAAUGGGGCAUGCUUAUUUAAGAUGGAGAGGAAAGCACUUUUAAAGAACAACCAGGCAUCCUCUACUGACGGAAUGAGGUCAAUAUCCAUCCAGGAUACCCAGGCCAGGUCAAUUAGAAAGGUCUGCUCGCUAAAGUGUUUUAGGGAGCGUUAUUUAGAGUGUAAAUUAGUCAGGAUGAUAUCUAUGAGGGUGCCCAUGUUUACGGAUUUAGGGUUGUACCUGGUAGGUUCCUUGAUAAGUUGUGUGAGAUUGAGGGCAUCUAGUUUAGAUUGUAGGACGGACGGGGUGUUAAGCAUAUCCCAGUUUAGGUCACCAAGCAGUACGAACUCUGAGGAUAGACGGGGGGGCAAUCAAUUCACAUAUGGUGUCCAGGGCACAGCUGGGGGCUGAGGGGGUUCUGUAGCAAGCGGCAACAGUGAGAGACGUAUUUCUGGAAAGGUGGAUUUUUUGAAGUAGAAGCUCAAACUGUUUGGGCACAGACCUGGAUAGUAUGAUAUAUCUCUACAGUAGAUUGCAACUCAGCCCCCUUUGGCAGUUCUAUCUAGACGGAAAAUGUUGUAGUUGGGGAUGGACAUUUCUGAAUUUUUGGUGGCCUUCCUAAGGCAGGAUUCAGACACUGCUAGAACAUCAGGGUUGGCGAAGUGUGCUAACGCAGUGAAUAACUCAAACUUAGGGAGGAGGCUUCUGAUGUUAACAUGCAAGAAACCAAUUGACCUCAACCCAAUUCAGAUGGUUUGGGAUGAGUUGGACCACAGAGUGAAGUAAAAGCAGCCAACAAGUGCUCAGCAUAUGUGGGAACUCCUUCAAGACAUAGUUUUGAUGUCUUCACUAUUAUUCCACAAUGUCGAAAAUAGUAAAAAAUAAAGAAAAAGUUUGGACACACCUACUCAUUCAAGGGUUUUUCUUUCUUUAUUUUUUGACUAUUUUCUACAUUGUAGAAUAAUAGUUAAGACAUCAAGUGGUACAGCGAGUGGCACAGCGGUCUAAGGCACUGCAUCUCAGUGCUUGAGGCGUCACUACAGACCCCCUGGUUCGAUUCACGGCUGUAUCACAACCGGCCGUGAUUGGGAGUCCCAUAGGGCGGCGCACAAUUGGCCCAGCGUCGUCCGGGUUUGGCCGGUGUAGGCCGUCAUUGUAAAUAAGAAUUUGUUCUUAACUGACUUGCCUAGUUAAAUAAAGGUUAAAUAAAAAUAAAUAAAAACAUAUGCUGAGCACUUGUUGGCUGCUUUUCCUUCACUCUGCCGUCCGACUCAUCCCAAACCAUCUCAAUUGGGUUGAGGUCGGGGUAUUGUGGAGGCCAGGUCAUCUGAUGCAGCACUCCAUCACUCUCCUUCUUGGUAAAAUAGCCCUUACACAACCUGGAGGUGUGUUUGGUCAUUGUCCUGUUGAAAAAGAAAUGAUAGGCCCACUAAGCCCAAACCAGAUGGGAUGGCGUAUUGCUGCAGAAUGCUGUGGUAGUCAUGCUGGUUAAGUGUGCCUUGAAUUCUAAAUAAAUCACAGACAGUGUCACCAGCAAAGCACCCCCACACCAUAACACCUCCUUCUCCAUGCUUUACGGUGGGAAAUACACAGGCAGAGAUGAUCCAUUCACCCACACCACGUCUCACAAAGACACAGUGGUUGGAACCAAAAAUCUCCAAUUUGGACUCCAGACUGGUAACUCUAUUGAACUUAUCCUCUGCAGCAGAGGUAACUCUGGGUCUUCCAUUGCUGUGUCGAUCCUCAUGAGAGCCAGUUUCAUCAUAGCGCUUGAUAGUUGUUGCGACUGCACUUGAAGAAACCUUUAAAGUUCUUGACAUUUUCCAGAUUGACUGACCUUCAUGUCUUAAAGUAAUGAUGGACUGUCGUUUCUCUUUGCUUAUUUGAGCUGUUCUUGCCAUAAUAUGGACUUGGUCUUUUACCAAAUAGGGCUAUCUCCUGUAUACCCCUCUACCUUCUCACAACACAACUGAUUGGCUCAAAUGCAUUAAGAAGGAAAGAAAUUCCACAAAUUAACUUUUAAGAAGGCACACCUGUUACUUGAAAUGCAUUCCAGGUGACUACCUCAUGAAGCUGGUUGAGAGAAUGCCAAGCGUGUGCAAAGCUAUCAUCAAGGCACAGGAUGGCUAUUUGAAGAAUCUCAAAUAUAAAAUAUAUUUUGAUUUGUAUAACACUUUUUUGGUUACUACAUGAUUCCAUAUGUGUUAUUUCAUAGUUUUGAUGUCUUCACUAUUAUUCUACAAUGUAAAAAAUACAGAAAAACCCUUGAAUGAGUAGGUGUGUCCAAACCUUUGACUGGUAGUAUAUAUAUACACACACACAUCUUAAAAAAUAUAUUUUCCUUUAUUAUUUUCCCCUAACUCUACCACCCCUCCACUAAUUGGAGUAAACUAGUGAACAACAACACUUAGGCUUCUACUUCCAGCUUAUACAUACUAUACAGUGGGGAAAAAAAGUAUUUAGUCAGCCACCAAUUGUGCAAGUUCUCCCACUUAAAAAGAUGAGAGAGAACUUGAAUUGUCAUCAUAGGUACACGUCAACUAUGACAGACAAAUUGAGAAAAAAAAAUCCAGAAAAUCACAUUGUAGGAUUUUUAAUGAAUUUAUUUGCAAAUUAUGGUGGAAAAUAAGUAUUUGGUCACCUACAAACAAGCAAGAUUUCUGGCUCUCACAGACCUGUAACUUCUUCUUUAAGAGGCUCCUCUGUCCUCCACUCGUUACCUGUAUUAAUGGCACCUGUUUGAACUUGUUAUCAGUAUAAAAGACACCUGUCCACAACCUCAAACAGUCACACUCCAAACUCCACUAUGGCCAAGACCAAAGAGCUGUCAAAGGACACCAGAAACAAAAUUGUAGACCUGCACCAGGCUGGGAAUACUGAAUCUGCAAUAGGUAAGCAGCUUGGUUUGAAGAAAUCAACUGUGGGAGCAAUUAUUAGGAAAUGGAAGACAUACAAGACCACUGAUAAUCUCCCUCGAUCUGGGGCUCCACGCAAGAUCUCACCCCGUGGGGUCAAAAUGAUCACAAGAACGGUGAGCAAAAAUCCCAGAACCACACGGGGGGACCUAGUUAAUGACCUGCAGAGAGCUGGGACCAAAGUAACAAAGCCUACCAUCAGUAACACACUACGCCGCCAGAGACUCAAAUCCUGCAGUGCCAGACGUGUCCCACUGCUUAAGCCAGUAUAUGUCCAGGCCCGUCUGAAGUUUGCUAGAGUGCACAGAAGAGGAUUGGGAGAAUGUCAUAUGGUCAGAUGAAACCAAAAUAGAACUUUUUGGUAAAAACUCAACUCGUCGUGUUUGGAGGACAAAGAAUGCUGAGUUGCAUCCAAAGAACAGCAUACCUACUGUGAAGCAUGGGGGUGGAAACAUCAUGCUUUGGGGCUGUUUUUCUGCAAAGGGACCAGGACGACUGAUCCGUGUAAAGGAAAGAAUGAAUGGGGCCAUGUAUCAUGAGAUUUUGAGUGAAAACCUCCUUCCAUCAGCAAGGGCAUUGAAGAUGAAACGUGGCUGGGUCUUUCAGCAUGACAAUGAUCCCAAACACACCGCCCGGGCAACGAAGGAGUGGCUUCGUAAGAAGCAUUUCAAGGUCCUGGAGUGGCCUAGCCAGUCUCCAGAUCUCAACCCCAUAGAAAAUAUUUGGAGGGAGUUGAAAGUCCGUGUUGCCCAGCGACAGCCCCAAAACAUCACUGCUCUAGAGGAGAUCUGCAUGGAGGAAUGGGCCAAAAUACCAGCAACAGUGUGUGAAAACCUUGUGAAGACUUACAGAAAACGUUUGACCUGUGUCAUUGCCAACAAAGGGUAUAUAACAAAGUAUUGAGAAACUUUUGUUAUUGACCAAAUACUUAUUUUCCACCAGAAUUUGCAAAUAAAUUCAUUAAAAAUCCUACAAUGUGAUUUUCUGGAUUUUUUUUCUCAUUUUGUCUGUCAUAGUUGACGUGUACCGAUGAUGAAAAUUACAGGCCUCUCUCAUCUUUUUAAGUGGGAGAACUUGCACAAUUGGUGGCUGACUAAAUACUUUUUUUCCCCACUGUAUACAUUUUACGGACACAAUCUAUUUUACAAUAGUUAUCUUUUGUUUGUUUUCAAGCCUAUCUUUCCGCUACCCGUAACCACUCCAAUCUAUUUCUGAAGACCAUCCAGUUUGAUUUCUAUUUUCCACAUAUUUUUAACUAUGACAUCAAUGUUGAGGUGAAUGAGAACAUUGGAACUGUUCACUUCCUUUCCAAACAGGAAGCACAAGACUCUGUCGCUGAUCAAAGAUGGCCGUGUGAUCGGAGGGAUCUGCUUCCGGAUGUUCCCCUCGCAGGGCUUCACAGAGAUCGUGUUCUGUGCCGUCACCUCCAACGAGCAGGUCAAGGUAUGAGUCUGCAGCUCUUCUAGCCUGGUCCCAGAUCUGUUUGUGCUGUCUUUCCAACUCCUAUGGUCAUAUUUGACAUGACAGUGACCAUAGGACUUGGCUAUACACAAACAGACAAACAGUUCUGGGACCAGGCUACAGUUCCUUUUCUGGUCACAUUUCUGUUGGUAUUAACUGAUAUGACUGAUAUUUAUUCUACUGCCAUUGGGCUCAGUGCCUCACGCUUCUUGAUUGGUCAGUUUUGACCUUUGACCCCUACCUAUUGUUUAAAGGGAUACGGCACUCACCUGAUGAACCAUCUGAAGGAGUACCACAUCAAGCAUGACAUCCUCAACUUCCUCACCUACGCAGACGAGUACGCCAUUGGCUACUUCAAAAAGCAGGUCAGUACAUGAUUGGCUUCUUAAAAAGAUCAGAAAAUGGCAUUGGUUAUCUUGCAAUGUAUUGUGAAACAUCAAUAAACUGUGGGUCUUUGCAAAAAUUGACCAUUCUUACAUCUCUCUCUUUCUCUGUCUCUGUCUCUCUCUCUCUCCAUCUCUCUCUCUGUGUCUCAGGGCUUCUCUAAAGACAUCAAGGUUCCCAAGGCCAAGUAUCUGGGCUACAUCAAAGACUAUGAGGGAGCGACGCUGAUGGGCUGUGAGCUCAACCCCAGCAUCCCUUACACUGAGUUUUCUGUCAUUAUCAAGAAGCAGAAGGAGGUGUGUGUGUGUGCCUACAACGUCUAUUUGUAUAAUAAAUUGAGUUACCUAAGUUCUCUCUCUCUCUUUCUGUCUCUCUCCCUUCCGCUAUCGCUCCCUCUCUCUCCCUCCCUCCCUCUUUCAGAUCAUAAAGAAACUGAUAGAGAGAAAGCAGGCUCAGAUCAGAAAGGUCUACCCAGGACUUUCCUGUUUUAAGGAAGGAGUUCGACAGAUUCCCAUCGAGAGCAUUCCUGGAAUACGUACGUUUCUCCUCCUGUCAUUAUAUAAGUCUACCUUCAGCAUAGGUUCAAAGGAUGCGUCCCAAAUGGCACCCUAUUCCCUACAUACAGUGGGGGAAAAAAGUAUUUAGUCAGCCACCAAUUGUGCAAGUUCCCCCACUUAAAAAGAUGAGAGAGGCCUGUAAUUUUCAUCAUAGGUACACGUCAACUAUGACAGACAAAAUGAGAAAUAAAAUCCAGAAAAUCACAUUGUAGGAUUUUUAAUGAAUUUAUUUGCAAAUUAUGGUGGAAAAUAAGUAUUUGGUCAAUAACAAAAGUUUCUCAAUACUUUGUUAUAUACCCUUUGUUGGCAAUGACACAGGUCAAACGUUUUCCGUAAGUCUUCACAAGGUUUUCACACACUGUUGCUGGUAUUUUGGCCCAUUCCUCCAUGCAGAUCUCCUCUAGAGCAGUGAUGUUUUGGGGCUGUCGCUGGGCAACACGGACUUUCAACUCCCUCCAAAUAUUUUCUAUGGGGUUGAGAUCUGGAGACUGGCUAGGCCACUCCAGGACCUUGAAAUGCUUCUUACGAAGCCACUCCUUCGUUGCCCGGGCGGUGUGUUUUGGGAUCAUUGUCAUGCUGAAAGACCCAGCCACGUUUCAUCUUCAAUACCCUUGCUGAUGGAAGGAGGUUUUCACUCAAAAUCUCACGAUACAUGGCCCCAUUCAUUCUUUCCUUUACACGGAUCAGUCGUCCAGGUCCCUUUGCAGAAAAACAGCCCCAAAGCAUGAUGUUUCCACCCCCAUGCUUCACAGUAGGUAUGGUGUUCUUUGGAUGCAACUCAGCAUUCUUUGUCCUCCAAACACGACGAGUUGAGUUUUUACCAAAAAGUUAUAUUUUGGUUUCAUCUGACCAUAUGACAUUCUCCCAAUCCUCUUCUGGAUCAUCCAAAUGCACUCUAGCAAACUUCAGACGGGCCUGGACAUGUACUGGCUUAAGCAGGGGGACACGUCUGGCACUGCAGGAUUUGAGUCCCUGGCGGCGUAGUGUGUUACUGAUGGUAGGCUUUGUUACUUUGGUCCCAGCUCGCUGCAGGUCAUUCACUAGGUCCCCCCGUGUGGUUCUGGGAUUUUUGCUAACCGUUCUUGUGAUCAUUUUGACCCCACGGGGUGAGAUCUUGUGUGGAGCCCCAGAUCGAGGGAGAUUAUCAGUGGUCUUGUAUGUCUUCCAUUUCCUAAUAAUUGCUCCCACAGUUGAUUUCUUCAAACCAAGCUGCUUACCUAUUGCAGAUUCAGUCUUCCCAGCCUGGUGCAGGUCUACAAUUUUGUUUCUGGUGUCCUUUGACAGCUCUUUGGUCUUGGCCAUAGUGGAGUUUGGAGUGUGACUGUUUGAGGUUGUGGACAGGUGUCUUUUAUACUGAUAACAAGUUCAAACAGGUGCCAUUAAUACAGGUAACGAGUGGAGGACAGAGGAGCCUCUUAAAGAAGAAGUUACAGGUCUGUGAGAGCCAGAAAUCUUGCUUGUUUGUAGGUGACCAAAUACUUAUUUUCCACCAUAAUUUGCAAAUAAAUUCAUUCAAAAUCCUACAAUGUGAUUUUCUGGAUUUUUUUUUCUCCAUUUGUCUGUCAUAGUUGACAUGUACCUAUGAUGGAAAUUACAGGCCUCUCUCAUCUUUUUAAGUGGGAGAACUUGCACAAUUGGUGGCUGACUAAAUACUUUUUUUCCCCACUGUAUGGGCCCUGGUCAAACGUAGGGCACUAUAUAGGGAAUAUGGUGCCAUUUGGGACACAGUUAAAGGCACAUCUCCAAAGAGGUAGCAGUGAAGUGGGGUAGUAAAGAAGUGUGUGGACAGUGUCUCUAGUUUAACUCAACUCUUUUUUGUCACCAGGAGAAACUGGAUGGAAACCGGUGGGCAAAGGGUGAGUGAUUCUUUCAGUAAAACAAAUGUAAGGGCUUUUAAGUUUUCCUUCGAAAGCUUGGCCAGUGAGCUACCACUGUCAUCGUCAUGGUAACUCUGACAGAAAAUGAGGUGAUAUCAACGUCCUGUUUCCUGUUGUGAUCCCAGGAAAGAGCUGAAGGAUCCAGAUCAGCUGUACAGCACCCUGAAGACCAUCCUACAACACGUUAAGGUGAGGGACACGCACAUACACAUGCAUGCAAACUCACUCUCUCUCGCUCACACGCACGCACACAUGCAUGCAAUCACCCACCCACUCACUCACUCUCAAAUGCACACACACCAACUCGUAGCCCCACACACACAGGUUUCUCACUAUGUGUUAUGUGUUAUAGAGUCACCAGAAUGCCUGGCCGUUCAUGGAACCAGUGAAGAAGACUGAGGCUCCUGGCUACUACCAAGUCAUCCGCUUCCCCAUGGGUAUGUAUGGCAUUACGUAUGGAACACAUCUGUGGAUGGGUCAACUCUUCAGGGGAAGGAAUAUAGCCAUACAUAACUUGUAAGCAAACAAAUAUGGAUGAUUGAAUUGAGUCAGAUACAGUGUCUUCAGAAAGUAUUCAUACCGCUUGACUUGUUCCACAUUUUGUUGUGUUACAGCCUGAAUUCAAAAUGGAUUCAAUAUAUUUUUUUCUCACCCAUCUACACACAAUACCCCAUAAUGACAAAGUGUUUGCUAAUUUAUUGAAGAAUAUAAUAAUAAUAAUAAUAUGCCAUUUAGCAGACGCUUUUAUCCAAAGCGACUUACAGUCAUGCGUGCAUACAUUUUUGUGUAUGGGUGGUCCCGGGGAUCGAACCCACUACCCUGGCGUUACAAGUGCCGUGCUCUACCAGCUGAGCUACAGAGGACCACAAGAAGGCCAUUGAAGGCCGAAACGUCAAUCUUUUAAACUUGUCUAAUAAAACUACACAUUUUUUUAUGGUGAGCGAGCAUUGCACCUUUUCCUGUCCAUUGAAAAUGACAUAUAGAAAUAUCUCAUUUACAUAAGUAUUCACACCCCUGAAUCAAUCCGUAUAGAAGCACCUUUGGCAGUGAUUACAGCUGUGAGUAUUUCUGGGUAAAUCUCUUAGAGCUUUCCACACCUGGAUUAUGCAACAUUUUCCCAUUAUUCUUAAAACAAUUCUUCAAGCUCUGUCAAAUUGGUUGUUGAUCAUUGCUUGACAACCAUUUUCAGGUCGGCCACUCAGGAACAUUCACUGUCUUCUUGGUAAGCAACUCCAGUGUAGAUUUGGCCUUGUGUUUUAGGUUAUUGUCCUGCUGAAAGGUGAAUUCAUCUCCUAGUGUCUGGUAGAAAGCAGACUGAACCAGGUUUCCACUAGGAUUUUGCCUGUGGUUAGCUCCAGUCCGUAUAUACAGUGGGGGAAAAAAGUAUUUAGUCAGCCACCAAUUGUGCAAGUUCUCCCACUUAAAAAGAUGAGAGAGGCCUGUAAUUUUCAUCAUAGGUACACGUCAACUAUGACAGACAAAAUGAGAUUUUUUUUCUCCAGAAAAUCACAUUGUAUGAUUUUUAAUGAAUUUAUUUGCAAAUUAUGGUGGAAAAUAAGUAUUUGGUCAAUAACAAAAGUUUCUCAAUACUUUGUUAUAUACCCUUUGUUGGCAAUGACACAGGUCAAACGUUUUCUGUAAGUCUUCACAAGGUUUUCACACACUGUUGCUGGUAUUUUGGCCCAUUUCUCCAUGCAGAUCUCCUCUAGAGCAGUAAUGUUUUGGGGCUGUCGCUGGGCAACACGGACUUUCAACUCCCUCCAAAGAUUUUCUAUGGGGUUGAGAUCUGGAGACUGGCUAGGCCACUCCAGGACCUUGAAAUGCUUCUUACGAAGCCACUCCUUCGUUGCCCGGGCGGUGUGUUUGGGAUCAUUGUCAUGCUGAAAGACCCAGCCACGUUUCAUCUUCAAUGCCCUUGCUGAUGGAAGGAGGUUUUCACUCGAAAUCUCACGAUACAUGGCGCCAUUCAUUCUUUCCUUUACACGGAUCAGUCGUCCUGGUCCCUUUGCAGAAAAACAGCCCCAAAGCAUGAUGUUUCCACCCCCAUGCUUCACAGUAGGUAUGGUGUUCUUUGGAUGCAACUCAGCAUUCUUUGUCCUCCAAACACGACGAGUUGAGUUUUUACCAAAAAGUUCUAUUUUGGUUUCAUCUGACCAUAUGACAUUCUCCCAAUCCUCUUCUGGAUCAUCCAAAUGCACUCUAGCAAACUUCAGACGGGCCUGGACAUGUACUGGUUUAAGCAGGGGGACACGUCUGGCGCUGCAGGAUUUGAGUCCCUGGCGGCGUAGUGUGUUACUGAUGGUAGGCUUUGUUACUUUGGUCCCAGCUCUCUGCAGGUCAUUCACUAGGUCCCCCCGUGUGGUUCUGGGAUUUUUGCUCACCGUUCUUGUGAUCAUUUUGACCCCACGGGGUGAGAUCUUGCGUGGAGCCCCAGAUCGAGGGAGAUUAUCAGUGGUCUUGUAUGUCUUCCAUUUCCUAAUAAUUGCUCCCACAGUUGAUUUCUUCAAACCAAGCUGCUUACCUAUUGCAGAUUCAGUCUUCCCAGCCUGGUGCAGGUCUACAAUUUUGUUUCUGGUGUCCUUUGACAGCUCUUUGGUCUUGGCCAUAGUGGAGUUUGGAGUGUGACUGUUUGAGGUUGUGGACAGGUGUCUUUUAUACUGAUAACAAGUUCAAACAGGUGCCAUUAAUACAGGUAACGAGUGGAGGACAGAGGAGCCUCUUAAAGAAGAAGUUACAGGUCUGUGAGAGCCAGAAAUCUUGCUUGUUUGUAGGUGACCAAAUACUUAUUUUCCACCAUAAUUUGCAAAUAAAUUCAUUAAAAAUCCUACAAUGUGAUUUUCUGGAUUUUUUCCCCUCAAUUUGUCUGUCAUAGUUGACGUGUACCUAUGAUGAAAAUUACAGGCCUCUCUCAUCUUUUUAAGUGGGAGAACUUGCACAAUUGGUGACUGACUAAAUACUUUUUUUCCCCACUGUAUAUUUUUUCCUGAAAAACUCCCCAGUCCGUAACGAUAACAAGCAUACACAUGCUUGAAAAUAUGGAGAGUGGUACUCAGUAAUGUGUUGUAUUGGAUUUGCCCCAAACGUAACACUUUGUAUUCAGGACAAAAAGUUAAUUGCUUUGCCACAUUUUUUGCAGUAUUACUUCAGUGCCUUGUUGCAAACAGGAUGCAUGUUUUGGAAUAUUUGUAUUCUGUACAGGCUUCCUUAUUUUAACUCUGUCAAUUAGGUUAGUAUUGUAGAGUAACUACAAAGUUGUUGAUCCAUCCUCAGUUUUCUCCUAUCACAGACGUUAAACUCUAACUGUUUUAAAGUCACCAUUGGCCUCAUGGUGAAUUCCCUGAGCAGUUUCCAUCCUCUCCGGCAACGGAGUUAGGAAAGACACCUGUAUAUUUGUAGUGACUGGGUGUAUUGAUACACCAUCCAAAGUUUAAUUAAUAACUUCACCAUGCUCAAAGGGAUAUUCAAUUUUUACCGAUCUACCAAUAGGUUCCCUUCUUUGCGAGGCAUUGGAAAACUUCCCUGGUCUUUGUGGUUGAAUCUGUGUCUGAAAUUCACUGCUCGGCUGAGGGACCUUGCAGGUAAUUGUAUGUGUAGGGUACAGAGAUGAGGUAGUCAUUCAAAAGUCAUGUUAAACACUAUUGUUAUUAGUUCAUGCAACUUAUUAUGUGACUUGUUGAGAAAUAUUUUACUCCUGAACUUAUUUAGGCUUGCCAUACCAAAGGGGUUGAAUACUUAUUGACGCAAGACAUUUCAGCUUUUCAUUUUUUAUUAAUUUGUAAACAUUUCUAAAAACAUAAUUCCACUUUGACAUUAUGGGGUAUUGUGUCCAGUUACACAACAAAAUGUGAAAAGUCAAGAGGUGUGAAUACUUUCCAUCCUAACAAUGGGAUUCCUUGUCCAGAGCGGAACAGCGGGCUGUCAAGCUCCCACCUAUUCCUCUAUUUAUAUGAAUACUUUUUAAAAUAUUCAAUGAGGGGUGUUGACGUCAAUGUCUGUAUUCAACGGAGAGUGAGAUGCUACGCUGAAUAUGCAUAGAGCGUCUUAUUUAUUUGAUUUGAUUUUGGGCGGAGUAAACCCUCUUGCUUCGCCUCUUCCUCUCUGGGAUAGUUACCUACAUGUUGUGCUGUGUGAUUAUCUCCAGACCUGAAGACGAUGUCGGAGCGUCUGAAGAGCAGGUACUACACCACGCGGAAGCUCUUCAUGGCCGACAUGCAGCGCAUCUUCACCAACUGUCGCGAGUACAAUCCGCCAGAGAGCGAGUACUACAAGUGUGCCAACCUGCUAGAGAAGUUCUUCUACACCAAGAUCAAGGAGGCAGGCCUCAUUGAGAAGUGA
This is a messenger RNA of Coregonus sp. 'balchen', 20510 nucleotides long. NCBI's taxonomy places the organism in Eukaryota, Metazoa, Chordata, Actinopteri, Salmoniformes, Salmonidae. The record is from the annotation of a GenBank genome assembly.